AUGGCUACCAUGGCCUCGGAGAAGCAGGACAUCGACGCCGAGUCGCACCACGUCGAGGGCAACGCUAAGAUCCAAGGCAUGACCGGGGAUCUCAAUAUGACGGGCUCGGACUACAACAUGGCCCUCUUUGUAUUCUUCAUUCCCGCUGGCAUCGUCCCUGGGUGCAUCUACCUCAUCAGCAUGUACUACAAGCGAUACGAAGUCCAGUGGCGCAUGUCUCUCUUCUUCUGCGGCAGCAUCAUCGCGGGUGCCUUUUCCGGACUUUUAGCCUUUGCCAUUGCCAACAUGUCCGGUGUAGGCGGCUACGAGGCAUGGCGAUGGAUUUUUAUUCUCGAAGGCUUGAUUACUGUCGUCGCUGGUGUCAUCUCUUACUGGUGGAUUCCAGACUGGCCCGAAACCGCCAAGUUCCUCAAUGAUGAGGAGAGGUCUAUGCUCAUCAGCCGACUUUCACAAGACGUCGGAGACGCCAGGAUGGAUCAUCUUAACAAGGCCUCGUUCAGACGCGUCGCCAAGGACUGGAAAAUAUAUCUUGGCACUCUUGCCUACUUUGGCGUUCUCAACACUGGAUAUGCGGGCUCGUUCUUUAUUCCCACGAUCCUGAACGAGAUGGGGUUCAAGGCCGAGGAAGCGCAGGUUCGCACCAUCCCGGUCUACGUAGUUGCCACCGCGACCUGUCUCGGGGCAGCCUACCUCGCGGAUCGCUUACGGCACCGCUUUACCUUCACGAUCGUGGGUAUAUGCAUAGCCACGGUCGGCUACGUCCUUCUCAUCUGUCAAGGCAACCUCAGCGUCGGGGUCAAAUACUUUGCUCUCUUCCCCAUCGUCGCCGGUGGGUAUAUCACGCAACCUCUUAUCCUCGGAUGGUUGUCGAACAGCGUUAGUGGCCACUAUAAACGCUCCAUCUCGUCUGCAGUUCAGAUCGGUGUCGGUAAUCUCGGUGGCAUCCUCGCCUCGAAUGUUUUCCUUCAAAAGGAGGCGCCGGUAUAUAAGACUGGCUUGUGGGUCAGUCUCGGCAUGAUGUGGCUGUGUGGUCUUAGCUGCAUCGUCUUCUACUUUGGUGCGGUGAGGGAGAACCGGAAGAGGGAUAGGGGUGAGCGGGAUUGGCGGCUUCAAGAGCCUGACAUUGACAAUAUGGGCGAUGACCACCCAAGCUGGCGAUAUGCCACCUAA
Parascedosporium putredinis is the source of this 1170-nucleotide messenger RNA. NCBI's taxonomy places the organism in Eukaryota, Fungi, Ascomycota, Sordariomycetes, Microascales, Microascaceae. The record is from the annotation of a GenBank genome assembly.